This is a messenger RNA of Fulmarus glacialis (Northern fulmar), 990 nucleotides long. Its product is annotated as angiotensin-converting enzyme-like. NCBI's taxonomy places the organism in Eukaryota, Metazoa, Chordata, Aves, Procellariiformes, Procellariidae. The coding region runs from base 1 to 990 and encodes 329 amino acids. Gene Ontology annotation, cellular component: plasma membrane. The transcript is spliced from 6 exons. Gene Ontology annotation, molecular function: metallopeptidase activity; peptidyl-dipeptidase activity. The record is from RefSeq and is a predicted model, not a curated record. Gene Ontology annotation, biological process: proteolysis.
AUGUCCUGGUCCAGGAUCAAGCAAUGCACCGUGGUGAACAUGGACGACCUAAUCACGGUGCACCAUGAGAUGGGCCACGUCCAGUACUUCCUGCAGUACAUGGACCAGCCCAUCUCAUUCCGUGAUGGGGCCAAUCCUGGCUUCCACGAGGCUGUCGGCGAUGUCAUGGCCUUGUCCGUCUCCACCCCCAAACACCUGCACAGCAUCAAUCUGCUGGACCAAGUCACGGACAACAAAGAAAGUGACAUUAACUACCUGAUGAGCAUCGCCCUGGACAAAAUCGCCUUCCUGCCCUUUGGAUACCUCAUGGACCAGUGGCGUUGGAAGGUGUUUGAUGGGCGGAUCAAGGAGGAUGAGUACAACCAGCAGUGGUGGAAUCUCAGGAUGAAGUACCAGGGACUGUGCCCACCAGCGCCAAGAUCUGAAGACGACUUUGACCCCGGGGCAAAGUUUCACAUCCCUGCCAACGUCCCCUACAUCAGGUACUUCGUCAGCUUCGUGAUCCAGUUCCAGUUCCACCAGGCGCUCUGUGCGGCAGCCGGGCACAGGGGUCCCCUGCACACGUGUGACAUCUACCAGUCCAAGGAAGCUGGGAGGAUCUUGGGGGAAGCCCUGAAGCUGGGUUUCAGCAAGCCGUGGCCCGAAGCCAUGGAACUCAUCACAGGGCAGCCCAACAUGUCAGCUGAUGCCCUGGUGAGUUACUUCGAGCCGCUCAUGACAUGGCUGGUGAAGGAGAAUGAGAAGAACAGGGAGGUCCUGGGCUGGCCCGAAUACAGCUGGACUCCUUACACAGCCACUCCAGCCCAAGCUGGCUCCAGCCGAACCGAUUUCCUGGGCAUGUCCCUGACCAGCAAUCAAGCCACAGUGGGCGGCUGGGUCCUGCUUGCCCUGGCACUCGUCUUCCUGAUCACCACCAUCUUCCUGGGCGUCAAGUUCUUCUCAGACAGGAGAAAGGCCUCCAAAUCCAGCUCAGAAAUGGAACUGAAAUAA